This is a messenger RNA of Gigantopelta aegis, 4508 nucleotides long. Its product is annotated as TNF receptor-associated factor 4-like. Gene Ontology annotation, cellular component: plasma membrane signaling receptor complex. Bases 122 to 1150 code for a protein of 342 amino acids. Gene Ontology annotation, molecular function: zinc ion binding. The record is from RefSeq and is a predicted model, not a curated record. Gene Ontology annotation, biological process: regulation of canonical NF-kappaB signal transduction; regulation of apoptotic process; tumor necrosis factor-mediated signaling pathway. NCBI's taxonomy places the organism in Eukaryota, Metazoa, Mollusca, Gastropoda, Neomphalida, Peltospiridae. The transcript has 8 exons.
UACAAAAAAAGGAGGGACUUUUCAAUAAGAAGUGCCAAUCGCCUCAACUAGCGGGAAGUUUGUUUAGUGUUUGACAGUAAAACGACUUGGUUUUCGACAAUCUGUUGCUGUUCGUGCAUUUAUGAAUACCGCCUUGUUUUUUCAGAUGUGUGAUGAUGCAUUUUCAUCAAAAGUCCAUGGCUAUGCAGCUUGCUUUGACACAAAAGUUGAUCCUAAUUACAUCUGUCCCAUCUGUCUGCUUGUCCUUCGAGAUGCCACACAAACACGUUGUGGUCAUCGGUUCUGUGAGGAGUGCAUCAGUCGGGUCAUAGGAUUUCGAUCUGUUGUACAGUGUCCAGUUGACAGAACAUGGUUGGUAGUUAACAGUGAGAUAUUUGUGGAUGAGGCUGAGAGACGUGAGGUGUUGUCGCUGCUGACUAGGUGUGAAAAUGACGAGAGCGGAUGUUCCUGGAGGGGGGAGCUCCGGGCCCUGCAGGAUCACGAGAGUACUUGUUCUCUGAAAUUGAUUGUCUGCAGUAAUGAGUGUGGAGAAUCAUUUCUACGUAAAGAUGCCACUUUCCAUCAGGAUCUGUGCCCUUUCCGAAAAGUAAAGUGUGACCACUGCAAAGACGUCAUGAAAUUUUCAGAGUUAGAGAUGCAUGAUGAGCAAUGCCCGAAAAAGGUGGUUGCAUGUGAGCUGAGUUGUGGUCUGAAAUGCACCAGACAAUUGUUGGUCGAUCAUACCGCAGUCUGCCCACAGCGUGUUGUCGAGUGUGAACACUGCCAUGUGUCCAUGGUGUUCACAGAUUUGACUAAACACCAAUUACUUUCCUGUUCCAAGAUCCUUGUAACGUGUACUCUUUGCAAGCGGCAAGGUAUUCUUCGAGAAGACAUUCAGAAGCAUGUUUGUCCAGAAACGGGGGAUUGCCCAGAUGUAACCGUCAAAUGCUAUUUUACCAAGAUGGGAUGUACCUUCGAGGAUAAAAGAAGAAUGAUGUACAGCCAUUACACAUCAUUUGUUACUAUGGAACAGCACCUGAAGCUGGCCACCAGCUAUAUCGACACUCUCUCCACUAAAGUGAGCGACAUCAAUCAGGAAAUGGCCAAAAUAAAAGACAAACAAGAAGAUAUUCAGAAACGACUGGGCCAUCUAAAUCUAGUGAAUCCAUGACUGCAGACACGAGAAGAUGCAUUAGUUUUGCUCAGACCCGUAACCAUGAUGUAAUGCACUUGGAUAUCAUUGAACAACCAUACCUUAAUGUUGACCUGUUCACAACAAGACAGAAAGACAGGUUAUCUCCAUUAACUGUGUGCUUAUUCACAUCAAGUAGCCUUAUCUAGUGUUUUGAUUUUUUGUAUUUUUAUGCAUGGUGGACAUGCUGCAAUUUUGUCUUUUGGUUUAAAUUAAUUGUGUACAAUCAUAAUGGUACAAUCCUCCCACCCCAUGCAAUGCAAUUGGGAACAGCCUUAAAUAUAAUUAUGGGUAUGCAUGUAAGAAAUGUCAUAAUUGUUUUUAUUAUAUUAUCACCCAUUUUAACUUUAUUGUGGGUGAGGCACACUGCAAGUGAUUUUGGACAAUUAGAAGAAAAAACCUAUGUAAAACAAAUGGAUAUACUUUGCUGACAUAUUUAUGUAGAUGGUAUAUACUCGUCUUUUCUUAUUACAAAAAACCUCUGUAAAUUAAUAGUAGUUUAUAUCCUGCAUAGUUUAUCUGAAUUCAUAUAAACAUAUAAUGGAACAAACUGAAUAAUGUCCUAUCAUCUGAAUUCAUAUAGACAUAUAAUUGAACAACCUGAAUAAUGUCCUAUCAUUGGGUCAUCAUCAAAAUGUUGCUUCGAAAAUGCAGCUUUAAUUUCUUUGUCCUUUUUUUUUUUUUUUUUUUUAAAUCAAAAGGCAGUUUUGUUGUGUAGAAGAAUUUUGUAUUAUGUUUUUUUGAAACAAUUGCUCAACAGCUAAAACAGUCUUGGCAUUUUGAAAAAAUUAUAUUUAUGCUUGUUUUGACAUUUAUGUUUGUACAUAAAUGAAUGUAUACAUUAUACACAUUUCAACUAUUCUUUUAAUUCUGGGCCCAACUUCACAAAACAUUGUACACCUAGUUUUGCAUGUAACUAAACCACAAUUCUCAUUACUAUAAUAGUACAACAAAUAUAGUUAGAAAUACACAUAUUUCAUUAUCUUUUUUUUCUUAAAAUGCUCCAUUUUUCGUAAUGAUAUAAUUUUCUUCAUGAAAUGGAUGCACUGCUAGUCAUAGACGUAAAUUUACGAUGUUUUCUGAAAUUGUCCCCUGGGCUCUAAUAUUCCAAAAGGUUAUUUGAUGUUUAUUAAUAUUUUGUUUUGAGUUCAGGGUGGAUUUUUUAAACAUUAUUUGUAAUGUGUUAUAUUUGUGUAUAUAUGUAUGUAUUGAUGUAUGAACAUCUAUGUAUGUUUGUAUGUAUAUAUAUAUUGGUUGUGUAUUUUUGUGAGAAACAUUUAUUUAUUUAUUUUGUUUAAUAUUUAGUUUCCAUUCACUUUUGUUCAUUGUACACAAUCAGAACUUGUUAGAAUUUUGUCUCAAAAUGUUCUACAUCACUGGCCUAAUACUAGUAAUAUCUUUAUAGGACACAUCAAAUCCUGACAAGACAGUUGUCUCACUCAGGGGAUAAAGCGAUUCCCAAAUGUUCUAUACAUCUUGUGCAGUUCUUUGUCUCAUGCAGUAAUCUGUGUAUAUGAAUCAUGUACGAAUGUACAUUAAAUACAUUCACUAUGAACGAAUAUACAUUAAAUACAUUCCCUAGAACUUCUCUUCUGAAGAUAAAUAUGACUGCAAUUCCACUGCUACAUGCAUAUGAAAUUAGAAAAUGAAGACAUAAAAUUGUGACGACUGCUGUGGACCGUGAAAUGCAUGCUUAGUGCAAACAGUCGGAGCCAUUACAGUCACUGUAGUUGCUACAAUUACACCAUCCAUAACAUACACCAAUGUGAUUCUGACCAUUACACCAGAAUUCACACUUACGACACAAACAGUAAAUUAGGACCAAAACACAUUCAACUUCUGAAAAUACCUCUUUAAAAUCACAUUACAUAAUCAAGCAAUGACGAUUGUUAGCAAUACACACACAAACACUUGGCAUCCUUGAUCUCAUCGCAAUCUGACCGUUUCACAGGUGUGCUAAAUCUGCAGGCAUGUAUUGCGUUUGAAAAUAAGCCAUCAUUCAAUGUCUUCUAUUUUUAUGGCAAUUUGUAAAAAUUCGGGACAAGCCAUUACCAAUCAUGACUGUUUUUAACCAACGAAUGACACUGAUAGCACCUUGAUGUAGAUCUGUUGAUUAAUUUAAUAAUGCUUUUAAAAACUUUUUUUCUUUUUUUACAUAUGCAUGUAUUGGUGGUUUUUGGUAAUAAUUGCAAUGAAUCAAUGCAUUAAUUAUUUAAAUGCUAUUCAGUCUUCUGAUAUUAUAAUAACUAUUAAGCGACAAAAUUAUUUAAGAGACAAAUAUAGUCAUUGUUAGGAGGUCUGACUGUCGACUAAACAUAUUGCUACUAUAAAACAUGCAUAUUUGUGUGGGUGCAGUGGAGGUGCAGCCUAAUUAAAGUGGCAGACCCUAGUUUCAGCCUGUGUAAAUGAACACUUAAGUUUGGUUAAUCUACAAAUCUGUAACACAUACGAAUAAAGUUACAAUAGAGUGAUGGUAAAACAGGAAAAUACCUUUUUAAAAUAGACUAAAACUUGGCUCUAUGACUGUUACUUCUCGGAGGGAAGUGUAUUUUUCAAACACCGUGAUGACCAGAAACAAUUCAUAUGUAUGGAAAUGGAUAUUCGAAACAAUAAAAUGUAACUUGUAAUGUAAAUUAUUAUAUCUGCUCUAAUAGUGAAACAUGUGUCAUAGUGUUUACAAAAUAGGGUCUGUCACAUUAAUAAAAUUCAUAGUCAAACAAAGAUUGCUGUGUUUCAAGAUGCAUUUAUCUUGCCUUUAACCUUUAACUUUCAGUCACAAUUCAUCCCCAUAAUUAUACAUUUAUUUGUUUAAGUUAUAUACUAAUUAGUUCUUUGCACCCAUUGUGGACACACAUGCCUUAAGAGUGGUGUAUGUCCCAAGAUGAAGGAAGGGGACUCCAGCACAAAUGUUACUAUAAUUUAGCAAAGCAGAUGAAAGGGGGUGUGGGGCACCACUCCAGUCCUGUCCUUUGUGUGGUUGUAAAAGUUUUCAUUUUGGUUGACACUUGGCGGUACGACAAUAUUUGUCCUAAAGAUAUAGUGAUUUUUGUCUUUCACAUUACCACAGUAUUUACAUAUUUUGUAUUUUUGGCAGUAUGCUUUUACUUGCUGGCAAAGUAAAUUUAUACUUUUGUGUAGCUCUAGUCAUACUUUUUUUAUGACACUUGUAUAUGUUUUGAUAUCAAUAUAGAGAAACUUUAUACUCACCACUUUGUACUUUUAUAUAUAAAUAUUAUAAUUUCUGUGUCUUUGAUGAUUUUUGUAAAAAAAAAAAAAAAAAAAUUACAAUGUGCAUGCCUUUAAAAUACUUUGAAUUUUGUUAAUAAAGUUUUAUGGC